Messenger RNA from Eurypyga helias (sunbittern), 375 nucleotides. RefSeq names its product HscB mitochondrial iron-sulfur cluster co-chaperone (gene HSCB). The transcript has 4 exons. Gene Ontology annotation, molecular function: protein-folding chaperone binding; ATPase activator activity. Gene Ontology annotation, biological process: [2Fe-2S] cluster assembly; protein complex oligomerization. Gene Ontology annotation, cellular component: mitochondrion. The annotation marks the transcript as partial. NCBI's taxonomy places the organism in Eukaryota, Metazoa, Chordata, Aves, Eurypygiformes, Eurypygidae. The record is from RefSeq and is a predicted model, not a curated record.
AAAGAACAGUACUACUCUGAGCAACACUCUUCCUUGAUUAACAAGGCCUACCAAACCCUCCUCAACCCUCUGAGCCGUGGCCUCUAUCUACUGGAGCUGCAUGGAGUAGAGCCGGCACAAGAGACGGACUGCGAUGCAGACCCAGUGUUUCUCACAGAAAUCAUGGAAAUUAAUGAGAAAUUAGCAGAGCCUAAGGAUGAGGAUAUCCUUCAUGAAAUCGAAAUUUCAAUUAAAGUUAAACAAGAGGAACUGACCAGAGAGGUGACUGCAGCUUUUGAAAGAGGUGAUCUUCAAGAAGCUAAGAAGCUUCUUGCCAAAAUGAAGUAUUUUGCCAACGUAGAGGAUAAACUAAAGAACAAGAAGAUCAGUUCCUGA